Lymnaea stagnalis (great pond snail) is the source of this 6746-nucleotide messenger RNA. The record is from the annotation of a GenBank genome assembly. NCBI's taxonomy places the organism in Eukaryota, Metazoa, Mollusca, Gastropoda, Lymnaeidae.
CCUAAAUUGAGACAAUCAACAGAACAGUUGUUUUCCAUUCACCGCUGGUUUUCAGACUAACUUUUAGCCGGCCUAACACCAAAACAUAGAACAACAACACAAUUUUAAAAGAUAUAUAAGACAUCAACUUUCAUCACAAUAACCCAAUUUUUAAGAAGUGUUUAAAACAAUAGACAGCACAUUUAUUGCAGACUACUUAAUUAAUUAUUAAUUAGGUACUUUACCACUACUACUACUACUAAAUAAAAAUAACUACUCAAGUCUUGACUACUAUUUAUUAGGCCUAAUUAAAGUUAAUUAAACUAUACUGACCAUACUAUACUACUAUAAAUCUCUAUAAUUUAUAAUAAAUUAAUAACUUUGAUAACUAAUCACUGUAGAGACUAAAGAGUUAAAAGACGUUAAAAGAGUUACUAACUCAGAAUAUCACUAAGAAGGCCUAUUAAAUUUUGGCUGCAGCUAUUUGGACCCGGUAUCAGAAGUGAGAGCAGAUUAUUAAUUAAAAAAUGUUAUUGUUGGGUUUGUAAGAUAAAAUUUGUUAUUUAAUGAAAGAUAAUAGAAUGGACUAUAUAUUUGUUUGUAAACCUAAUUCUUCAGUUUAACUAAAAUAACCUCCACAAAUGACCUACCCAAAAGAUAUCCCUGAUGCCCAUUGUUACGAUAGAGCAGCACCUGGCUACUCCAUGGGAAAAUAAUAGCAGCUAGAAACUAUACUAUAAUUGUCAGCUAUACUGAAAAUAAUCAUAUUUAUACUUCCGAAAACAAUUAUAUUUAGUCUUUAACAAACUUUUAAUUGAUUCUGCAUUAUAAAAUUUAAGUGUAAAAACUUUUUAACUUGUUAACAAGCUAAAGAUGUAAUAAAAUGUUUUUCCGACAAUUUUGUGUUAUUAAAAAUACAUGAGCACAAAGUAAAACAUAUUUAUAAAUUUUUUGAUAUUAUAAUUCAUUUUUUUAGGUGGGGUUGUUAUAAAAUGUUGACAUAAUUAAAUAGGGGGGGGGGGUCAUCGAAAGUUUGACAGUUAGUUGUUGACAAGGGGGGGGGGGGUGUUCAAAAAUUGAGGGAAAACUUGCUGACAUAGUUAAUGUUAUUUAUAUUUUGUUAUAAAAUUAUAAUGUUCUUCUCAUUAAGCUAAACAAAGUGUGAUUAGGCCUACUUAAAUAAAGUUUUAGUUUAUAGUUUAGUUACUACCUCAUUGUCUGAUGCCGUUGUUUGCAAACCAAGUAAAAUAACUAAUGAGAGAUAAUAUGGAUUAUUGGCAUAAUAUUAUUAAUCCAUCAACAACAAUGUCUUUUGAACUGCAUGAAAUUUCUUAUUGCAAUUUCAUCAUUUUUUGUUUUUUACUUAUGCCUAUGCAGGUUUGCAGUGUCUCACUUUUCAAGAUGACUCUAACAGGAGCCAUAAUAGUGUUUUUGACCUCUUUAUCUGCACUGCCAAUAUCGUACACAUUUAAUACUAUCUCAAACAUCAAGGAUCAGAGAUUGAUAUUGAUUACUGGGCUCAUCUCAUUCGCAUUAGUUUCAGGUGUCCCAUGGAUGAUUUUAAGAAGAAAACUUCAGAAAGUUGAUUCCUUUUUCUACGGUUAGAUAGCUUUUUUUUUUAUUUUUUAUUUUUUCUUUUUUUAUAUAAAUUAAAAAUUAUCUUUCAAUUUCUUUUCUUUUUUCACAUGAAGCACAAAUCAUACGAUUUGAAGUUAUGAUAUUUUGUUCAUCAGUGUUAAAAUUAUUUUCUUUUUUUAUCAUUUGUCUUGAAACAUCAAUUACAUUUUACAUUUUUAGGUUCUACACAAAAAUAUCUUAAUUUAAUGAUAUUAGAAAAAACACUUAUUAAAAAGUCCCUGUUUUCAAUCAUGCAUUUGUCAGUUAGACCUAAGAGCUUGUAAUAAAAUAGUGAUAAAUAAAACAUUUUACAUUUAAUUAGUCUGUUCUGAUUACAAUUUUUCAGUGCUGAGUCUUCUGACAUUUAGUUCUGUAAUGAGCUUGAUUAUUGCUUUGGAAAACGAUGGCCUCAUCGCUGAAUUUAUGGGAUUUUAUUUAAGAGAAGGAGAACCAUAUCUGAAGACAGCUCAUGGAACUAUGAUCUCUUACUGGGAUGGUAUUGCUCAUUAUGGCCUGUACUUGAUGAUGCUUGCUGCAGUUUCUUGGAAGUAUUAAAAAUUGAGAUUUAAAUCCAUCGUAAUUAACAGUAUAUCACUCAAGAUUUUUUAACCCUUUUAUUUAAUGUAUAUAAUUUUUUAAGGCUUAAUCCACCAUUUAACAACAUUGCAAAUGUUAUUCAAUAAACUCCUUGGUAAAUUUGUAUUAUUUAGUAUCAUAUUAAAAAAAAAAAUGAAAUAAGAAUUGUGCCUGUAUAUAUUUUUUUAACACAGCCAGAGUUUCUAUGAUGUUGGUCUUUACUGGGUCGGCUCUUUUGCCUACAGCAAGCUUGUUUUAGUGUUGGCAGUUUUAAUGGGUAAGUUAGUGCUCAUAUCUUAAUUGAUAAAUUGAUUUAAAAAAAAAAUUCUAAGUGAAGAGUAACAUGAUAACCAAUGAUUUUUAUAGUUGUCAUAAUUUACAAACAAGCUUUGAAUAAAGAAUAGCAACAAAUAUUUCCAAAUUUUGCGGACGAGCUUUAAAAAAAUGAUUUAGCUUCCCAUUGUUUUGCGUCCAAUUAACAAAUCAAAAAUAUACAUUCGUAAAUAGCUUUCCUUUCAUUGUGCACACAUUAUGACUUUACUUCCAUCCUGUAAAAUUGAAAAUCCAGUUGUUUACCUUAAAACUUAUUUCAAAAUAAAUUUUGACUUUGAGAAAUGGCAAUUGGUCUAGAUGAGGAUAAAAAUUGUGUAGAUUACAGGAUAUGAAUAUGUGAAUCAAAUGGUUGAUAUGAACAAAACUAUUUAUUCCCAUUUUCAAAAAAACAAGUCAUAUUAACAUUUAUACCUUUUAGGGGCUCAGUAGAUAUGAUUGAUUAAAUAUAUAAUUAUGCUAAAUGCGGGUUUGUUAUGGUUGACUGACUUCUGUAGAGAUAGUAGGACAUAUUCUGGAACAAUUUAUUGAUACUAAAGCUUUCAGAAUAUAGUGAAUGAGGAAAAUGAAAAUAUACAGAAUUGUAUUCUUGUAUUCCAUAAUAGGAGAAGACGGACUACGUUGGCCAUUUCUACUCAAUUUUCCCUGCAUAAUCAUUUGUGCAGUGGUGUCUUUGAGAUUCUUGAAUGAAAAACAUGAAGAAGGUUGUAGACUGAAAGCAGAACUUAAACCAGAGGUAAAAGUUCAUUAUCAUUGGAUGCUCAUUAAAGCUUAAGAUUGUUAAAUGGUCACCACAAAAUAUUGUUAAAUGGUCACCACAAAAUAUUGUAAAUGUGGUGUCCCUCUAGAUCAGUCAAUAAUAAAUAUUAUCAUUAAAUAACAAAGCUAUGUAUAAAAAAAGGCUGCGGCUAUUCGGACCCAGGUCCGAGAAGUGAGAGUUUGGGUUUAUUAAAAAAUAUUUAAAAAUUAUUGUAGGGUUUGUAAGACGAAAUGAGGUAUCAAAUGAAAGAUAAUUGCAUGGACUAUAUUUGUGUAAACUUACUUCUUCAGUUUAACUAAAAUAAACUACAACAAAUGGCAUCCGAAUAGCAAUUAGUCAAAAUAGACCCGGACAAGCAGCGCCGCUCUCCGGACCCGGGUCCCUUUAGACUCAAUGCUAUUUGGAUGUCAUUUGUGGUAGUUUAUUUUAGUUACAAUGACCCUACAAUUUUCAAUGACACCACACUUCUCAAUGACUCCAAAAUUCUAAAUGACAUAACAAUUCUCAAUGACACCACAUAUCUCAAGGACACCACAAUUCUCAAUUGCACCACAAUUCUCAAUAACAGCACACUUUUCAAUGACACCACCAUUCUCAAUAACACCACAAUUCUCAAUGACACCACAAUUUGUAAUGACACCACAAUUCUCAAUGAUCUUCAAAUCUCUAUGACACCACAAUUCUCAAUGACACCACAAUUCUAUAUGACACCACAAUUCUAUAUGACACCACAAUUCUAUAUGACACCACAAUUCUCUAUGACACAACAAUUGUCAAUGACACCACAAUUCUAAAUGACACCACAAUUCUCACUUGCCUCACAAUUCUCAUUGACUCCACAAUUCUCAAAGACACCACAAUUCUAAAUGAUGCCACAAGUAAUGAAUGUGAAAAUUAAAAAAAAAAAAGAUUAAUUUUGGUCAAAUUUAUUUAAUUCUUUUUUCUAGGAAAAGAUGACCACACCAUCAAUUACUAGUAUCAAGAAGAGGCCAUUGGACAUCAUUCUUUUAGCUUUCAACAUCUUUGCUAUUUGUGUCACCAUUUUUAGAUUUAUUGUAAGUUUCUGCUAUUAAAUGCAUAACCCGCUGAAAUAAGGAAAGCAAGAAGCAUUUUAAGAAAAAUUAAUUUUAUGUCUAUCGUCAUUACUUUUAAUGUGUCCACAAUCCUUUAAAUAAUCUGAAAUGCCAAUUAAACACUUCCAAGUAACACUGAUACUCUAAAAGUUUAAAAAUUAUAAUAUAUUAGAUGCUUUGGUUAUAUAAAUAAUUUUUACUUUAAUUUCUGUUUAGAAAGUAAGGUCUGCUACUCCUCUAUAUUUUCAAAAUUGUUUGUUCUUUUGCAGGCUGUAAUGAAAGGAAACAUUGGCAUUGUGAAUGUUUACAAAGAGAAGAUUGAACCGUAUCUGACAGAUCCACUGCCAUAUCCUAAAGCACAGGUCAGUAAACUUACUUUGAUACAAGCUGUUGGGAACACAUUGUACUUUAAGUACCUUAUCCAAGAUUUUAAAAAAAAAAUGUAACAUCAAAAUGACUCUCUGUGUAUUUGACCCAUAAACUGGUGGUCACAGUUAUCCACUUAUGGUAUGAACUGUUCCCAACACCAUGCAAAGUACAAAGAAAAUAUACUUUAUAAUCAUACUUAAAUUAAUAAGAUCCGAUGUUAUUAUUUUAUUAUGCUCUGUUCUUCAAACCAAGUACCGGUACAAUAGGUUUUUUUAAUUUACUGUUACGCACCAUUAUGGUUUUUCUGUGUAAAGAUUUGGCUUGUAGAAUUAGCAUAAUGUAACAAAGGACAGAGGUAAACAGUAUGCAAAGAAAAGCAAUACCAUAGUUAGUGAUAGUAACAAUAUUUAAUAUAAUUAUACUAUUAAAUUUCUGUACAAAUUCAAAAGAAUAAGCAAAAAUUAUUUAAGUUGAGCUUAAGCAAUAUGAAUGAAAUUCAACAUGUUUCCACUGCUCCUCAUGUAACAUCAUUAAGUGUAGCGCAGAUCAAAAGGGAAUGAUAGAUAAGACAAAAAGGCACAAAUGGGAAAGCUUCUAUUGCAUGAAGAUAAGCUGAAAAGUCAACCAUUCAUAUGUGUGACAACAACAACAGCUGCCUGUUGAAAUGAAAAUACCGUACCACAGAGACCAACAACACACAUCUUAUACCAGUAUGAAAAAGGAGGUGGGGCGGAAUGACGGGACAUCUUUUUUUUGGACUGAUAUCUAAACAAUCAUUAACACUGAAGUAGUUUAGUUUCAACAAGCAAAAAAUUAUAAAAAGCUUUAAUAUUUGGUUGCAACUAAAAGUAAAGGAUUUGUAUAAUCACAUCCAGGGCUAGAGAUGCUAAAUUUCCACUGGCUUCCCUUUUGUUGCUCUUAGAUUUAAUGACUAGAAUAAUGAAAAACUAAAACCAUGCAUAUCCAAAAAUGCAUCCAAAAACAAAAAGGUCCAGGAGAUAUAAUUGAUGUGUCAAAUAAUGUUUUCAGAUGAUGAUACAUACUCUGUACUUUAUCCCAUACUACAUCAUGAGCAGUUAUGCCCUCCUCUGGCCGGGUCAGUCCUGGAUUCUACGAUGGUCUCUUAUACAGGCGGGGGCUGCAGGCCAGGUAAGAUCUGGCUUUAAAAGAGACUUUUAAUUUCAAUAAGUCAACAAAAUCUUCCAAACAAACCACAGACUCUGUUUUCUUUCUUGCUUGGUUCUUGCAUGUAGUAGCAUAAUUUUACCAAUUAAUUAUUGCAAUAACCACAUCCAAGCAUUCAAAUACCAUAAAUAAAAUGUAUGAAACUUCAACGCCCCACCCCGCUUUACCCCCCACAUUUUUAGUCUUUAAUAACACCUUUACAAAUGCAUGGACGUAAACAUGAUUAUAAAAGAUAAUUUUCUUGACUUCUCUCUAGGGCCAAUUCACAUACAUGGGAUCAUCGUUCCACUACAGGACACCUUAUAUCCACCGUGUCCCUCAGACAGCUCUGGCAAAGUCCAUUUUCUGGCUGGUUAAUGGCAUUUUGUUCAUUGUGCCCCAAAUCGCUGCUCUGCGCUGCCUAAAUAAUCCUGAUUUUUUCUUGCAGCAAGAAAAACCCACCUCAGUGGAACAAUCUGGUUCAUUAGUGAGUAAUGGCAAGCCUCCUAGUAUUACAGGCAGUGUCAAAAAGAUGGACUAAACUGAUCAAAUUAUAGCGCUGAAACCUUGUAAGUGAUAUUUACAUUUUGAAUCUUCAAGCAGCCGCGCCAUAGUUUUAAGUUAGGCUCAGUCGUUUAGAAGUAACAGUUUUGGUAUAAGCUCAAAAUAACUUAUCAUUUCAAAUAUUAAUGAUGCAAAUUGUAGAAGUAGAUUUUAAUUUAAAAAUUGCGUCUUUAUCAAAAUAAACAGCUAAGAUCACGUAGCUGACUGAUGAUCCUUGUAUUUUAUAUUCACAAUAUUUUAUAUUUAAAAAAAACUAUUUUGUAUAUAGAGCAAUCCAAGAGUCUUAUUUUAUUCAAUGUUUUGUAUAAUCCAAU